Messenger RNA from Apodemus sylvaticus (European woodmouse), 2254 nucleotides. It is a transcript of the gene Kcnk1, whose product is annotated as potassium two pore domain channel subfamily K member 1. Gene Ontology annotation, cellular component: membrane. Gene Ontology annotation, biological process: potassium ion transmembrane transport; stabilization of membrane potential. NCBI's taxonomy places the organism in Eukaryota, Metazoa, Chordata, Mammalia, Rodentia, Muridae. The coding region runs from base 277 to 1287 and encodes 336 amino acids. The transcript has 3 exons. Gene Ontology annotation, molecular function: potassium ion leak channel activity. The record is from RefSeq and is a predicted model, not a curated record.
GGCCUGCUGACUGCUUUGGAGAAGGGAAGCCAGGCAGCCUCAGGGUGGCCUGGCCAGGGUCUGGCGCCACCAAACUUGCACUUUCCGGUUUCCGAAGCCAGGUAGGGGGCGCGGGCAGCCAGCAGCUCCCGCCAAGUGGGUGAGAGCGCUCCGCCCGACCAACUCCGCUACCUGAGCCGGCAACCACGUCACCGCCACAUCAUCUGGCCUCUUGUAUUUGCACGGAACCAGGAAAGGGAGCGGCGGCGGGUGGCGCGGAGCGCGGGCGCCGGGAAGAUGCUGCAGUCCCUGGCCGGCAGCUCGUGCGUGCGCCUGGUGGAGCGGCACCGCUCGGCCUGGUGCUUCGGCUUCCUGGUGCUGGGCUACCUGCUCUACCUGGUGUUUGGCGCCGUGGUCUUCUCAUCCGUGGAGCUGCCUUACGAGGACCUGCUGCGCCAGGAGCUGCGCAAGCUGAAGCGGCGCUUCCUGGAGGAGCACGAGUGCCUGUCGGAGCCGCAGCUGGAGCAGUUCCUGGGCCGCGUGCUGGAGGCCAGCAAUUAUGGAGUGUCGGUGCUCAGCAACGCCUCUGGGAAUUGGAAUUGGGACUUCACCUCGGCGCUCUUCUUCGCCAGCACGGUGCUCUCCACCACAGGCUAUGGCCACACGGUGCCCUUGUCAGAUGGGGGCAAGGCCUUCUGCAUCAUCUACUCCGUCAUUGGUAUCCCGUUCACCCUCCUCUUCCUGACAGCCGUGGUCCAGCGUGUCACCGUGCAUGUCACCCGCAGACCUGUCCUCUACUUUCACAUACGCUGGGGCUUCUCCAAGCAGGUGGUGGCCAUCGUCCAUGCCGUUCUGCUGGGAUUCGUCACCGUGUCCUGCUUCUUCUUCAUCCCAGCUGCCGUGUUCUCUGUGCUGGAGGAUGACUGGAACUUCCUCGAAUCCUUUUACUUCUGUUUCAUCUCCCUGAGCACCAUUGGCCUGGGGGACUAUGUUCCUGGGGAAGGCUACAACCAGAAGUUCCGAGAGCUGUACAAGAUUGGGAUCACGUGUUACCUGCUCCUUGGACUCAUCGCCAUGUUGGUCGUCCUGGAGACCUUCUGUGAACUCCAUGAGCUGAAGAAAUUCAGGAAAAUGUUCUAUGUGAAGAAAGACAAGGAUGAAGACCAAGUUCAUAUCAUGGAGCAUGACCAGCUGUCCUUCUCCUCCAUCACUGAGCAGGUGGCCGGCCUGAAGGAGGAGCAGAAGCAAAAUGAGCCUUUCGUGGCCUCCCAGUCACCACCCUAUGAGGAUGGCUCUGCAAACCACUGAGUGUGGGCCGCCAGACCCCGGACAUGAGGCAGAGCCUUGACUGUGUCCAUUUUUACAUGAAAGUCAAAGAUAAGAUGAUGUUAUUUUAAGAAAUAUCUACUGUUAACAAUAUUUUAAAAAACAUGGAACUUUGGAUUCUUGGGGUGGGUUUUAAUCCCUUGGCAGAUGAGGUUUGCACCUGUAGCUCAUAGGAUACGUGAUCACCUGGUGCCACACACUGGGGACGAAUACUUGAAACAGUGUACUGCAGUGGGUGGAGGAAGAUUUUAUAUGUAACUGGGGACUCUGGGUUUGCAUUCCAAUCAUUUUGCCGACAGCUAAGCAGCAGCAUUUAUAUUUAUAAACAAAACAAAAAAGUCUAUAGAGGUGUAUUUUAUAAAUAGGUUUAAGUGUCCCGGCUUGCAUGUGCCUAUCCUAAAUGAUUAUUUUUGUAGAGUCUAAAUUAACUCUAUUUAUAAUGAAUAGGCCACCAUCCACUGUGUACAUAGAACAUAUAAAUAUGUUUAUAUUCUGUACAUAUGUGUAGCCUAACAGAUAUCCCUGUACUUCUUAAGCCAAGAUAAGAGAUAUUUUUUUCUUUUUGAUUUCUCUUUAUACUAAAGAACCCAGAAUUGCCACAACAAGCUAGGAAGCAUAACAAACUCAAGAGCAAAUCAGUGUGAUAUUCUCUUCCUACACACCUCUACCCUCUUGUGUAGGACCAGACAACUAGUGAGGAAGAGAGUUGGUGAGAAAGAAGGUGAAUCUUUUUGGUCUGGAAGGCAUGACGCCAUUUCUACCCACUUCACAGGUCUAGAGGGCAUACCACCAUUUCUACCCACCUCACGGGUCUAGAGGGCAUACCACCAUUUCUACCCACCUCACAUUAAAGCACAAUGGUAGUGCCCCGCUCCGCUGAACAGAUUAUGUCAGGUUAAUCUGAGAAUUCUACAUUUAGAAUCUGAAAUCAAUAAAAUCAUGGCAGAUA